This is a messenger RNA of Helicoverpa armigera (cotton bollworm), 5987 nucleotides long. RefSeq lists its product as uncharacterized. Gene Ontology annotation, biological process: negative regulation of protein kinase activity. Lineage: Eukaryota; Metazoa; Arthropoda; Insecta; Lepidoptera; Noctuidae. Gene Ontology annotation, molecular function: cAMP-dependent protein kinase inhibitor activity. The coding region runs from base 323 to 655 and encodes 110 amino acids. The transcript is spliced from 3 exons. The record is from RefSeq and is a predicted model, not a curated record.
GUUGUCAAGUCAAAUCAUUGUCAAGUCUUUCAUUCAUGGCCUCGACAUGUCACAAUUUUCUUUCGUCUUUCUAUUGUGUAUACCUGUGAUUUUAGUGCACGUUCUAAUACUGUAAAGUAAAUUAGAAGCUUUAUGAAAAUUGAACAAAUUCUCCUUUACUCUGCGUUAAAUUUACGAGUGGGAAUUCGUGUGAUAAAGCGAUUCAGUGUCGGUCGAACAAAUAAAUUGAGGUGAUUGUGAGUACGGUUUUAGAGUAUCUGAAUCAAUAAAUUUUUUGUGUAACGUUUCAAUAAACUUUGUGGUUACUGUUGUUGAGUUAAAAAUGUCGGAGGUCUUAUCGGGUCGUGUGUCUAAGCAUAGGAGGGACCGUCGCGUUAAGAAUAGUACAGUACUGAGAAUGAUGGCAAUAAUGCAGGAAGGGAAUAGUGAGGUACCGAAGGAAUUUCUGGAGACUGGGAGGACGGGGCGCAGGAACGCUAUGCCGGACAUACUGCACCCGCAGAGCGCCGAAGCCAGCACAGCCGACCUGCCUUCCAGACUGCAGCAGUUGACUGCCAACGACGGUGAGGCUCCGCAGCCUGGGUCGUCAAACCUCGACCAGCCGGUCGUGCCGGAACCUAAAACACCCACUAAGAAAGACGACACUCCCAGUUGAACUGCCUACCAUACUCGCGGUCCCGAAGGACUACACUGGACUUGCCCAAAGCUAAAGUAAUCUCAAUCAGGUAAAUAGUAUUACUAAGCACUGAGUAAUGUAGCCCCUCCUUAUAGGGAUGGUAUGGUGUACAAAUGUAGCUCUUAUGUCUAGUUUGACAAGAUAGAUUUUGCAUAAUUGUAAGUAAUUAAGAUUUGUGUACACGAGCGCUUUGUCGAAUUUAUAUUGUUUGAAAUUAUUAGAUUGUUUUCAUUAGGUCUUUGUGUGGGCGUUAAACGUCGUGUAAAAAAUUGUUUGUUAUUCCUAAGUUGAAACAAAAAGCAGCUGAUUGUGAAUGUUAACUUUAUGUAUUAAAUGUUUUAAAUAAACAACGCCCAUAAUGUCUUAUAGAUUAAUGGUAACGUUUUGUAUAAAAGUGAUUGAUAUUUAAGAGUGUCGAUGUAAAGAUUGGAAUUAGACAAUACUGAUAUAUGAAUAGAAAAUGGAUUGAGUGUUGAUAGACAGUAAAUAGUUGAUUUGGUAAGGAAUGCCAGCUUUUGCGCUCCUGCCAAGCAAUUACGAAGAACAAAUUGUCUUACAGUAAUCACUGUUAAAGCAGAAUAUUGCAAUGCGUAACAAAGGUCGCACACAUGGGUACUGUUGAACGAUAUGUUUUUUGUUCAGUGUCCUUAAGCGGCCCAAUAGUAGUAAGUAGACGAGCUUUAGUUAUGAAUGCAUGACAUUCUAUACAGACAGCUUUAACAGUACUUAGCAUUUACUUGGCACAGUCAACGUAAAGGGAAUACAAAAACGUAACCCUUUCUUUACCGUCAGGUAAUAAAACACAUUCAUAUCAGCUAAGCUUAGUUCAAAGAAUAGAAACGCAGUACUACUUAAGUAGACUGCACCCUCGAAUUUUAUCGAACAAUUAAAAUGCUAAAUCGAUAUGUGCUUCAAUACCAAUCAAUCGUUGUCGGCUACUGACAGAUGUUUAAUGUCGUCCACUUUAUAUCGAUUCUGUCAAUUGGCAAAUUUAAAUCGAUUAUUUUUUAGACCGUUUAACCUCGGGGCUGGUGACGCACAAUUCAAUGAACAAACAUUCCUGGUCACUUGGGACAGUAUUUUGUGUCAUUAAAAACAUUAACUAUUCACGUACUUAAUUGUCAACACGUUAGUUACUUUACCAUUGAACAGAAGGACAGUAGGUCUAUAAAGAAUAGAUAUAUUGCAACGCAGUUCCGAGGUUAAAAAGUCUGAUUAGACUUUGCCAUUUAAAUAUUUAAGCAAUUUGUGGACAACUACCAACAAAUCAAAGCUUUUUACUAUGAUGAUUUCAUCAUUGCUUGCAUUGUAAGCUUGUAGACCGACAUUCUGUAUGUCAAAUUGUCAACAUUUAACUGUUUAUGCACUACAAUGUGCAUUAAAUUAACAAUGUGACUAUUAAUAUGAUUGAUGUGUUCCUCGAAGAGACAUCCACUAUGUCACACAAAUCAAUUUAUUUUAAUUGCACAUUGUAACUGUCUGUAGCACAUAUUGAAACUUUUUGUAUACAUACGAGUAUGUUCAAUUUGUACAUGUUUCAUUGUAAAUCGUGCAGCUGUUUCUUAGUUAUAGGUUCCUAAGUACGCUUAAAUUCGAUUUAUUUAUUUGUAAUUUAUUAAAACACGUAAUUAUUUUUGAAAGAGUACAAUAUUUUGUUUUAAUAUUUUUGCCUUCAGGUAUGGUUCUGUAUAGGUGCUUUGUCAUUUAAAAAUAUUUAUUGUAUUUAUUUCAAAAUGUUAUCGUUAUUAAUAAAAUGUGUAAAAAUAUACGUAAAUCUUAGAGUUUAGUUAAUAUUUCUUUAAUAUGAAGUCUAAAUGCAUUUUUGUUUGUAUAGAACAAAAUGAUGUGACCUCAGUGCUGAUGACACGAUAUCGAUAAAGACUAUAAUAAUAGACUAUGUAUGAUCUAAGAUGGGGGAUUUAAAAUUAAACAUCAGGAAAAUGUCUAAUAUUGGCUUAGUUCGCUAUACUUAUCUACAUAAUUAUAACACAACAAAUACGCUGAAAAAUAUUUUUAACAAUAUAAAUUAAUAUGACAUUCAUUACCUACCUACAUUGCAACUCGAGUCUUUAAAUUCAAAUUUACAAUGUUGCGAACUGAACCAGAGACAAAACAAAAUGAUCAAAACUAUUUGCAACUUGAUAUUUCAUAAUUAUUGUAUAGUACCUACAUAUACAUACUACACUCGCCAUGCCAAAGUCAUCAAGUCAAUUACUGACUAACUAUUUCGAGGCUGUACUACUUAUGGUAGCUAACUAAUAUUCUUAUGUAAAUCAGUAGUCUAGUUUAUAGCUAAAUAUUAGUCGGUGUUAUACAUUUGCUAUUUUCAACAAUUUCAUGUUUAUCAGUUAUUUCCAAUUUAAGAACUAUCAUCUUCGAAAUGAAGGCAUUCAUUAUUAUGGUAUCAUAUCAUAUUUAUUGACGCACAAAACAUUUCGUUUUUAAUACGUAAUAUUUUUAAAUUAGAAUAGAAUUUUACUUGCCGAAUUAACUUAUUUUUAAAAUAAUUUCAACUUUUACUCGGACGUAAAGGUUCGAAUCUCACAGAGGUUUUAUGUGAAACGUUGUUUUGGUUUGUAGUAUAAGAAUAGCAUAAUUUUAUUUCAUUCCAUACUUCAUACCUACCUGCUUCCCACAAGCAUUUACCCUGUAUGUUCAUGUGCAUGUUCUAGAAUUUGGUUACGUCAAAAAUAUGGCGGAAAAGUUAUAAGCAGUCUGUGUUGUUAUGCUUCUUUAUAAAAGUAGAAAAUUUUCACCAUUUUUCUGAAUUGAUUAACAAUAGUUUUGUAAUUUAUUUAUAUUCGUAUUAAUUUAAAAAAUGUUUGAAGAUUUCGCAAUUCUUAUCAUUGCAACUAAUUUAAUAGUUGUGUCAACGUAUACAACUAACUACAAUGACGUAAUUGCGAAAAAUUCCAGGUCGAUCCGUACAACAAAAAGCUCUACUUACUAUCUUAUUAUAUUAACAACUUUAUUCUUAUCAAAGGCAAACAAAACGUGAGUAUCGGCCAACGACCUAUUUGUACACAUUUAGAGCUGUUUCAAUAUUUACACGAUAUUUCAGUCUCGUUAACUGUUAACGGACAAUAACAUGGUGUAAAUUACUAUCAACGUGCUUGUGAUUUUUAAAAGUAGAACAAACAUAUUUUCCUGGAUCUUAAGAUCUUUUCAUAUUCUUUAGUCUAUUUAAAGCGUAUUAUAAGCAACGGAUCUCUUUACUAAACUGCCUUAUUCGUAAAACUUCCUCGACUUAACACAUCGAAUUUGAACAUUUUGGUGGCCUAUUUGAUGUUUCGGUGUUAAAAUUCUAAAACUAUUUAGCUGCUAAUAUGACUUCUAUUCUAUUCAAUUACAAAAUUAGGUCUCAAAAAAUGCCUGUAUUGUAUCUAUUACUAGUAAUUGUUUUCUUUUCUCCUAAAUAAAAUAAACAUCGUAUUUCUCUCGCCUAGAUUAACUUUUGUAGUUCAUAGAUGUUUCGUUAAAGCAUCAAAGAAAUAAUUUUGAAGCAUAGGUAAAGCCAACAUUUUUUAGGGUGCAACUUCGAUUUUAUAUUACAGUAAUUAUUUUUUCUCGCAGAAAUAUUGGAAUACCGGGUCUUUGCGUUCACUUAUGUCUAUCUUCAUAUUUUGGCGUAUCUAAUAGUAAAAUCUUCUGAAGCUCGUGUAGUUUUAAUAUAAUUCUAUUACUUGUACUUACACAUUUUUCAGUUUUAUUCAAUAUGUAAAAUUCAUAAGUCCCAUUUCGAACAAUGCUCUGAACACUAUCUACGAAAAAUGUGAUCUAAUACUAAUCCAACCAUUUUCAGAACUACUCUCAUAUUGUCUCUUAACAUGUCAAUUAUUCCAGUAGCAUACGUAUUCUUGUCUGUACAACGUCAUAUUCAACGUAAUCAUAACUUACAUAUUGUUCAUUCAUUAAAAUCGUUAUGCUUUAAUUUUAUGUGCCCUGUAAAGAAAUUCCCAACGGUGAUAAUGGCUGCUGAACUACUUAGCACAAUUUAUUAUUUUAAUUAACCUAUACUUUUUUAAAUACUAUGCGAUACAAGCAUUAAUUGCUCGAAAUGGUUAGCACACCAACCCUUGUGCUUUUAAAGGUUUGCCCAACACUAGACUAGUUUUUUUUUUUUAAUGAAACGCUGUGCUCGAUAAUGCAACAAAUAUAUUCCAUAUCCAAAACUGCUCGCUAUACAAUAUUUUUCUGUCUCUAUGGGCCAACCUUUAAUUUAUCAUUCAGAAAGUAAGUUUUAUGCAAAAUGGAAGAUGGAAAUGAACUUAUCGAACUCUGACGAUUAAUCCGAGAUUAAAUUGCAAUGAGAUUAAGAAGUAUCCACUUAGUACUGGGUGAUUAUGUAAGAACGUGUCCAAUCUUCCUUUUUGUGUUAUCAACAGCAAGCAAUGCAAUAAAGUAUCUACUGUUUAUAUAAAUAUAAAGCCUUGUAAAGCGACCUAGUCUAAGACUAUGUAUCUACUAUUCUUAUCCCUCUAUGACCUAUGUACAAGUGAUAAGGUCUAAAGUAUUCCUUAAUAAUUUCCUUUAGAUCUCUGAUUGAUAUCGUAACAUUGUGAUCGUAAACGUAGAUAUAGCUUCGUUUAUUAAGCUGUAAAUAUACAUGUUUAAUGCAGUAUUGAUUUACGUACCUUUUAUAUAGAAGAAUUAAUUUAAUAUUCCAAUGUUACGUAGAUUGUAAACUUAAUCGAAAACCAGACUAUAGUAACUGUCAAUUGUGCUUAUAUGACGAACUUUUUAAAUAAGAUACCCAAACUUUUCUAAAGCACGUGUUUUGCUGUUUUAUCUUAUUCGUAAACUAUUUCAAUGUAUUCUUGUAACUGCUAUAAGAACAAAAAAAUAAAUGGAACUAGUGAUGUGCUAAAUCGAUUAUUUAAUAUUAUGCUCGGACAUAAUUGUUACUUAACGAAUUAGCUCAACACUAUGCUUUACCUGUUUAUAUAAAAGACAGCAUGGACAGACAAUUGAAUAUUGAAUUUGGGCAAACAUACUUUCUUAAUUCGAUAAUUCAAAUUAAUGUAGGUACCAUGAAAUCCUAGACCCAAGGUAGUGCAAACAUUCACGACUCAAAUAAAUGACAGUGGUCCCAUAUUAUAAACAUAAUUUAUACAGUUAGUACAUAAAAAAUGCAUUAUAUACUGAGAAUGUACACAGAAAUGUAUAAGUCACGUAAUAAUAUUGUAAUGGUGCAAUUUGAAACCGUAAGAUCAACAUAGUUAUUGGGAAAAUAGAAUUAAUGAAUUUGUAUCGUUUUGUAUCUAGUUUGCUGUUUAGCAAACGAAGAUAAAAAUAAAAUGUAAAAAACGAA